AUCCCAGCGACCGAAUUUAUUAGUUAAAAUCUCUGGUUUGCUGGAUUUUGAGCAAAAUCGUAAAAGACAAUAAGCAUCAUGAAGUUAAUUCAAACCACAGCUGGAUGGCUGAUAAUUAGCUCAGCCCUCAUCGUCAGGGUGCAGUCGGCUGUCACCUGCUGUUUGAGCCUCACAAUUGGCUGACGUGGUUUUUGCCAUCAGAAUUGCUGGAGAAUUACUCCAGUGUAGAGGCACCACUUUUAAUUAAUAGUUAACCAGCAGAUCCCAAUGCAUAUCCCCCUGUUCAAAGUCCAGUGUAGAGCCAUGAUGGAGUUUACAUUUCUGUCGUGGAAACUCGUUGCAACUCCCUGAGCCAAAUCCUUGGAUGGAGCUGUUCCACGGCAGCAGCCGGGCUCCAGCCCUGGAGGAGGAGCCCCCAGAACCCACUGGGCUGGGCAGGACCUGAGGGAGGCUGGGGGCUCACCCCUCACUCAGAGAGCCCCCCUGGGCUGGCACCAGCAGAGCUCUGCAGAGAGAGGAAAAUCAUAGCUAUGAGUGUCAAGGGGCAGAUUUUUGUGGUUUGGGUUUUUUCUGAUAGGAAAUCGUAUUUCAGGAGUAGUUUUUGGAAACUGUACUUAGUGCAGAAGUAAUCCUAAAAUUGCCUGUAGUGCAAAUUUAAUACAGAGUUAAUGCAAAGGGUUCAUUACUAUAAACAUAGUCCCUGUUUAAACUGCAGUACAAAUCCUCAAGUGCCAAGGUUGGAUCACUCUGUUUUCCCAUUGCACUGGUGGCUUCAUUCAGUUGAGAAUCACAUCUUUGCCGUGCUGAGGUUGCUGUUCAGUGACAGAAUGUGUUGGUUUGGUUUCCCUAAGCUGACAGACCUGUUGCAGCAGUAUGCAACUUCCUUCAGGGACCCCAUGAUGCUGCAGCCCCCGGAGUGGUUCAAGGCCUUCAUCUACUGUGAAGCCUUUCUCCAGCUGCCGUUCUUCCCCGUCGCCGCCUACGCCUUCCUGAAGGGUGGUUGCAGAUGGAUCAGGACUCCUGCCAUUAUCUACUCCACCCACGUAGCCACCACUCUGUUUGCCAUCCUGGCCCAUAUCCUGUUCCACGACUUCUCCAAGUCCGAGCACGUGGGCCCUCAGACGCUGCGUGAGCGCCUCGUUCUGCUCUCCAUAUACCUGCCCUACCUGCUGAUCCCCCUCCUGAUCCUGUUCACCAUGCUCUGCAACCCCCACUACAAACACGUGGAGAAGAGAAAAAGGAAGUAGCCCCCUCUGGAAGUCGUACCCACCACUCCUGUCCUGGAUUUGGUUCCAACCCUGUGCUCACGGAGUCCUCUGGGACAAACAUCCCUCUUGUGUUGGCUGCAACAGCUCCUGCCAGGGCACUGCAAGGGAAAAUGGAAUUGGUUUGAGUGCACAGCUCUGCUUCCACCACAAACAGCUCUGCCAGAGGCUGGGCCAGCAACCCCCGGGGCCUCUGGGGUCGGGUCUGUGCGGGGCCUCUCCAGCAGGAAAAUGGACAUGUAACCCUUGAUGUGUAACUGUGAGGGCACACACUCACACUGCAGCUGGUAUUGUUCUUCCAAGUUCCCUUUUUCCAAGAUGACUGUUUGGAAACCACUUAAGUAGGAAAUCUGUCUUCCAACAGCAUAUUCUGCAGACUCCCCAAGUGAUUACACCCAGAUUUGCAAAGCUGUGCUUCUGAAACGUUUCCAAUCAUAUCCUGAUUCUUAACUUCCUCACCCCUUCCUUUGAAAUUUCCCUGCCUUUGCUUUGCUUCAUUUUGAUUAAUUAAUGUCUGAUCAGUGGUAAAUGUGCCAAACUCUGGAUUUAUGAUACUUAAAGUUACCUUUGAAAAUGAAGAAUAUUGCCUAGAGGAUUUUGAAGUACUUCAGGAAUUGUAAACAAGGAAUUGCAAAUUUCUCACUUCCCUGAAAUCAUUUAUAGUAUGGAAAUAAAUAACUCCCUGCAAUAA
Manacus vitellinus (golden-collared manakin) is the source of this 1956-nucleotide messenger RNA. It is a transcript of the gene TMEM97, whose product is annotated as transmembrane protein 97. The transcript is spliced from 2 exons. Gene Ontology annotation, cellular component: endoplasmic reticulum. NCBI's taxonomy places the organism in Eukaryota, Metazoa, Chordata, Aves, Passeriformes, Pipridae. The record is from RefSeq and is a predicted model, not a curated record. The coding region runs from base 669 to 1247 and encodes 192 amino acids.